GAGGGGCAGCCAGACAUGGGGCUGUGUUACAGCCUGCGCCCGCGGCUCUUCGGCGAACCCGGCGCAGGCGGCGGCUCCAUCUCCAGCGCCGCCGCCACCACCACCUCAGAGACCGAGCAACAGUCGUCGCCACCGCCCACGGCGGAGCCCUUGGCCCGGGCGCAGCCGCUGCCGCCACCGCUGCCCGGAGCUCAGGCCGGGGGAGGAAGAGGAAGAAGCGCGGGGAAAGGCGGUGGCCACAGCAGCAGCAUCAGUAGCACCAGCGGCGGCGAGGCCGAAGGCGCCGGCGGGAAACCCCGCGUGGGGGAGCUGGACGGGCCGCUGCUGCUCCUGCAGAACGGAGGGGGCAACGGGGCGGCUCCCCGGGAGAGCGCGCCGAAGGAGCCGCCGGCGCCUCAGGCCAAGCCGCAGCCUCUGGCGCUGCAGAGACCCUGGGAGAAGGCGCGCCUGGAGGAGCGGGAGGCGGAGAAGGAGGCGCGGCGGGUCAGCAAGAGCAUCGACCGGGCGCUCAAGGAGCAGAAGCGGGAGUACAAGCAAACGCACCGCCUGCUGCUGCUGGGAGCUGGUGAGUCAGGAAAAAGCACUAUUGUCAAGCAAAUGAGGAUCUUGCAUGUAAAUGGAUUUAAUUCAGAAGAAAAGAAACAGAAAAUUUUGGAUAUUCGAAAAAAUGUAAAAGAUGCAAUUGUGACUAUAGUUUCAGCAAUGAGCACUUUAAUACCUCCAGUUCCACUGGCCAACCAAGAAAACCAAUUCCGAGCGGACUACAUCAAGAGUAUAGCCCCACUUUCAGACUUUGACUACACCCAGGAAUUCUUUGAACAUGCAAAAAAGCUCUGGGACGAUGAAGGAGUAAAGGCGUGCUUCGAGAGAUCAAAUGAAUACCAGUUGAUUGAUUGUGCCCAAUACUUUCUAGAAAGAAUAGACAGUGUCAGUUUGCCUGAUUACACACCCACCGAUCAGGAUCUCUUAAGAUGCAGAGUUUUGACAUCUGGGAUUUUUGAGACAAGAUUCCAAGUAGAUAAAGUAAACUUUCACAUGUUUGAUGUAGGUGGUCAGAGAGAUGAAAGAAGAAAAUGGAUCCAGUGUUUUAACGAUGUCACAGCUAUUAUCUUCGUUGUGGCCUGUAGCAGCUACAAUAUGGUCAUAAGGGAAGACAACAAUACUAACAGAUUACGGGAGUCCCUGGACCUCUUCAAAAGUAUCUGGAACAAUAGGUGGUUACGGACAAUUUCAAUUAUUUUGUUCUUGAACAAACAAGACAUGCUGGCUGAAAAAGUCUUGGCAGGGAAGUCUAAAAUUGAAGAUUAUUUUCCUGAAUUUACACGUUACACUGUACCUGAAGAUGCAACUCCAGAUGCAGGAGAAGACCCCAAAGUUACAAGAGCAAAGUUUUUUAUCCGAGAUGAAUUUUUAAGAAUAAGCACGGCAACAGGAGAUGGAAAGCAUUACUGCUACCCACAUUUUACAUGUGCAGUUGACACGGAAAACAUCCGCAGAGUGUUCAACGACUGUAGAGACAUCAUUCAGAGAAUGCAUCUUCGGCAGUAUGAACUUUUGUAAUUACAAACACCAUGGAGCCUGUGGUUUUAAACAUCUUUUUCUUUCUAGACUUCCUCACAUGAAGUAGAGGAAGAUACUAUAUAGAUACGUCUGUCUCCUCUGUUUGUUUACUUUGAUUAGCCCUUCAACCCAGUACAUGCUUUAGGGGACGAUAUGUGUGCUUUAUUUUUAUAUGCCACUUCUUUGUCAUUCCACUAAGGCCUUUGGCUACCUCUGUUUCCUUAGGUUUGGUUGCAUUUGUUUGUUUGUUUCAUUUUUAAUUGGACAUAGCCUGCUAAAUUUUUUCAGCAGGCUUGUUAGUUCAAGCUGGUAUCUGCUAGCUAGAUGACACCAUGUCAUACAUAUAGUGUGCAUGGAUUCCUUUUCUACCAUGACGCUGAAGAGUACUUGAUAAGACGGAGGGAAAAGAAUAAUGCACUUUGUUUCAGGGUUAUGAAAUACUGUUGAGGAUGUAUACACGCGCGAUGUAGCAGCACCACAAUAUUUAUUACACAGUCACAAUUUUUAAACAUAACUGAGUUGCAGGUCAACUGAUGAAUGACCUCCUCUUUUAAGCCAUUAUCGGCAUAGGAAAUAGAGUAGAUAAUGAGGCACAGGGAAGUUGAGCAAUUUUUCUGGAGGUUUGGAGCUGAGACUCUACACACCUCAGGCAUUUGAAAUUAGAGCUACUUUUUCAGCCUAUUGCACCUAGGCAGAAAAUCCACCCCUCACUUACAUUGUUUCUUCUGUCCGCAAAUGAUCCAACUAGUUUAGAUCAUUUUUGGACAUUAGUCUUCUCCCUAUAUAUAUAUAUAUAUAUAUAUAUAAUAUAUAUAUAAUAUAUUUUGUUUUACUGCUGGUUUAUUAUUAUAUUGUACAGACUGUAAAGUGUAAUAUUAUUUUGUACAAUUUUAUUGACAAAAAAUACUUGUAGAAGAUCUUUGUGCCUUGAUUAUGGCUGUACCUGUAAAAUGAGCUAAGAUGUAAGUAUGUUUUUGAUUGCGCUGUACAGCUUGAUGUCAACUUUACCUGCAGCAGUGACUGGAGGUAAAAAAAAUCUUCUCUGUAGAGUUUAGUUUUUUUUUCUGGUUUAUAUAAAAAAAGCUCUUUAGUAUAAAAAAUUAUAAAUUAUGCAAAUUUUAGUCAUUUACCUUUCCAAGUAAAUUCUGCUGCUACCAGCUAUUGCAGCAACAUGCCUUUCUCUCACUCUCAGCUUUAAAACACUGAAAUUGAUUCAAGUGUCCAAAUUGCAACCUGGUGUUGUUUUCAUGGGAAUCAAGAUUCUUGUUUUACCUUUAAAAAAAACUAUGUUCAGUAAUUCUUUGGUCAUUCACAAGACGUUCCACAAUUGCACAGAUUGUGAAUGUGUAAAAAUCACCAUUAGAUAAAGGCUCUUCAAUCUUUGUUGCAACAGCCGCUUUCAUUGUGCACAUUGCAAGAAUGAAGAAAAGGUAUAACCUUUUUGUCUGGCCUAAGAGAAUUACAAGAGGACAUUACAUUUCUCUUAAUAAAGAGACUUUAGAAAGUGGGGUUUAUUUUAAAUAUUGUAGAAUCGCAAUGUGUGAAUAUUUCUCAAACUUGAAUAAUUUAUGCAAAUGACAUUCACAAAAUAAGUUGUGGUACAGUACAAUAUAAAAGCAAGAAUUGCUGUAGCAAUAAGGCAUGCCCUUCUCCGUAACUAUAAGAUUGCUUUAUAUUUUAUACAUAGGUGUUAUGUCAGAGUACAUAGUUUCCUGUGUCUAAGAUAACCUGUACAAACGUUUAAAAUUUGUAGUUGCAAUAACAAAUUUAGAAGUGUUAGCCUACAUAACGCCAUAGAUUACUUAUCACUUGCAUUAUCUUCAUCCUUUGCUUUAAAUUGGAAGAGAAAUAUUUUCAACCACAAUGUGAAUCAAUUUUUAAAUAAGGAGAGCAUGUUUGUUAUUUAUAUAAGCCCAGACUGCUUUUCCUAAUAACUGGGCGGACAUGUUGUGGUUAUAAUUCUGCAGAGUGGUCAAAUUAGUAAUCUUCCUAGGUACUGUAUCUUUUAAGAUCCCAUUUAAGACCCACUUUGAAACUGCUAGUUUGACCUAUUUUAAUAACUAAUGGCAACCAUGCAGAUUCUCAGAAUGUUUAAAAGACACUUACAUUGAAAUGAUUGGAAAUACCACUGGGGAAAAAAGACUUCUCCUAAAGAGAAAGUUAAUAAUGUAAACUAUUGCCUGUUAAAAGUGAGAAAAUACAAUUAGGUGUGGCUAGUUAGAGAAGGGGAUGGGGGAGCUGUCUCUCUAUCCUAUUGUCUCACUUCCCAAAUGCAGCAUGGACUGCACCCAAAGGGCCCUACCCAUAACGUAACUGUCUGCAGUCGUUGUGUGAUGUUGCAUUGGUUCAACCAUAACCUAAACACUUAUUUACUGGGGAAAUAAGUAUAUUAAGUAAUUCAGCUUCAGGACUUCCUGUGGCUUAGUUUAGUACCCUGCUUAAGUCUUUUUCUUAAACUCAUUACUUUAAAAUGCCAUUAAUAUAGAUGGGAUGUAAAUGUUUAAGAUCCAAGUGUGAAGUUCUCUGGCCAGGACCAUCUCCUUUAGAAAAAUGCUAAUACAAUGUGCAUCAUGCCAUUAUAAUUCUGUAUGAACCAUGCGGGGUGGGGGAGCAGCUGCUUAUAAUCUUAUUCCAGGGAAGAAUUUCAGCCAGACCUCUUAGACAUGUGUCUGUGAGAUACACAGACUUCACACAGCUAUUUCAACAGCGCAGAAGUCUUGUCCUCGUUUUUUUGCCUGGUUUGCCAAUAUUCCGCAAGCCUGUUACCAAGAGGUUUUGAUGAUUGUCACAUGACUGCCAUCUAAAACUAUUUAUGUCUAACUCAAACCAAGUGACUCAUCUAAGGCUAGUAAGUUGCUUCUUCCCAAUAGCCUUUUGUUUUGGUAAUAUCUUACUGUAAAAUAACUCUACAUCUUGUAUUGCUGACAUCAAGAGGAAAAAGUACCACAUCAGAUGGUCACGCAGCAAUAACACUUUAAAAUUGUUUCCAAUUAGAAAGACAGAGCCUCUAAAAGCAUAGGACACUAGUGCAGACACAAGAGGAGGCUUCUAGGACUUACAUAGUGUACAGUUACAAACUUUUAAUAUACUUAUUUGAUACAAAAACUUUAGCAAGAAAAUGAUUCAUUUGAUUGUAGAAUACAAUAUUUUUGUACAGCAUGAAGCAUUCAGUUAAUUUACCCUGUGUAGUAAAAGUCAUAUCAACUGUAUAGGACUUUCUGUAUGUAAAGGCAACCUGCCUCUGGGCUAGCAAUUCAAGUACGCAUUUGCUGGCAUGAAUGUAGUCUGAUGGACUGUUCUUUAGCUUUGGUGUGUCAGUGACUGAUUACAAGUGUCUGACUCUUCAUAGUGCUUUAUACUUAAUGAUUAAAUGCCGAACAAAAUGAAAAGGAGAAAUGAGAGGCUGAAAGUGAGCUAGGAUGAGGACCACAAGUACGGCUCCUGCUGUACAGUAGAUAGUAAUAACUGUGUUCUCAAAUGGAAGAAAGCACUUGUAGAGAGAGAAGUCUGCCGCUGUUAUGCUGCCCUGAGAAAUGGAAACAAGAACAUUUUAUAAGGCAGUUGUAUGUUGUUAAAUAAUAUUAACGUAGAAGAGCUCCAUUCUUCUCACAGCAUCAAUGCUUUCAACUGUUCUGGGGAUAAGAUACAGACAGCUUUAAAACUAUUUAUAUUAGAUAUUCUACUGUUAAGUACUAAACUACCCUGGAACAGCCCUGUUCCUGAAUAAGGAUACUACAGCUGCUAUUUGGACCUGGGCAGGCUCUUCCUUUAGACGUGACUGUCUCAGACCCCAUAAUAGCACUGGCCACAAUCCAACACAGAAUUAAACACCUUUAAGACCAUUGAAAUCAAUGAGAUUAAAGGUGCUUUAUUGGGUCGGAUGAUGGCUGCUAUAUGCUGGGGGGGGGGGGCAAGUGUUUGAGAUAGCAUGAGAAGUGACCAGAUUAGUUAUAUUCUUGUAGAAUAGGGAGGGAGGUGCUGCAGGUAAUCUAGGCCAUUAGCCAAUCAUCCUCUAUACUUCUGAAUGCUGGAAAGAUGACAUUCUGAAGUAAGCUGGAUUAUUUGGUAAGUAACCACUCUGAAUGAAACAAAAAGGGAGAGAACAUGUUACAAGUGGGGAAGAUUUUUUUUUUAUCUACGAACUGAAAAUUAUAACUAAAUCUGUAACUGCUUUGACUUUCCCCAUGCACAAGAGGCUGAAAAAGUAAAGUUAGAAUAGAACUGGUUUUUGAAGACUAAAGUAUUUAAAUAUGUUUUAGAACUGGGAAACUUUUUCACGCUCCUGGUUAAUCUACUGAGAGUUGUAAUCUAGUAAACCCAAAGUAAGCAAACUGUGAAUUAGGUUCAUCUGAAUAGAAUGUUGCUGCCCUAAGAGAUAGAUAGCUUGCACUUUUGAGAGACAAAGAACCAUGCAGAAAGAUGGUCUUGUGGAUAAAUCAGCCAAGCAAAAACAAGUCUUAAUACUGUUUGUUGCGGACUACUGAUGAUUGUUGCAGUCAAAUUGUUUACACUGCAUCAUCUUUAUAGAAACAUACUCAAUAUGCUUGUAUUUACAAAUUGUUGUAAAACCUACAAAAAUACUUUGCACUAUACAAGCUGAAUGGGUCCCCCAGUAUGUGCUUUAUAAAGUGGGUGCUUUGUAUACAACUUAAGUGUACUUUUGGAGAGGUUGGGAGGAGCUGUUUUGUUUUGCUUUUUUACAGGUAGCAUCAGUCUGAGAAAAUAGCUGACUGCUAUGUUGAUUUAUAUUAUGAAAAUUAUCUGAAAAUAAAAAUUAUUUAAAUUUA
This is a messenger RNA of Elgaria multicarinata webbii, 6347 nucleotides long. It is a transcript of the gene GNAL, whose product is annotated as G protein subunit alpha L. The transcript is spliced from 12 exons. Gene Ontology annotation, cellular component: heterotrimeric G-protein complex. The coding region runs from base 16 to 1560 and encodes 514 amino acids. Lineage: Eukaryota; Metazoa; Chordata; Lepidosauria; Squamata; Anguidae. Gene Ontology annotation, molecular function: G-protein beta/gamma-subunit complex binding; G protein-coupled receptor binding; GTPase activity. The record is from RefSeq and is a predicted model, not a curated record. Gene Ontology annotation, biological process: sensory perception of chemical stimulus; adenylate cyclase-activating dopamine receptor signaling pathway.